This is a messenger RNA of Helianthus annuus (common sunflower), 696 nucleotides long. RefSeq lists its product as uncharacterized. Bases 1 to 696 code for a protein of 231 amino acids. The record is from RefSeq and is a predicted model, not a curated record. NCBI's taxonomy places the organism in Eukaryota, Viridiplantae, Streptophyta, Magnoliopsida, Asterales, Asteraceae. The transcript has a single exon.
AUGGGCAUGGUUGAGAGCACCACCGAUAGUGAAAAAAUGGAUAUGGAUGGGCUGAACGAUCAACUUAUGCAAUAUCCGAUACGAGAAACAAACGACAUGUGGUACUGGAAGGAUGUGGAUCAACUGUCUUUUACAAUUAAAGCGGUAAGAGAAACGUUAGCACAACAAUUGGACUUAAACAUACAAGGCGGCGACUUUGUUUGGAAUAAGUGGCCGUCCAGCAAAAGCAAUAUGUUUGCAUGGAGAGCAAUCGACAACAACAUACCGACAGCAACAACUUUAGGUGGAAGGGGGCUGAUUUUACAGAAUAAUAGAUGUAGAAUGUGUGAUACAGAGGAAGAAACGACCGACCAUGUGUUGCUGCAAUGCAGUUUUGCAAAACAGAUAUGGGAAGCAGUCCUCGGGUGGGUGAAGUACAACGAAAUAAACUUGGGAGAAUCUAUAAAGCAAGUGUUACACGAAGUAAAUGAUUUACAAAGGGGCCGAAACAAAAGGAAAAUAAUUCACGCAUUCGUUUUACAAACAAUGUGGAGAUUAUGGAAAGUUAGAAACGAUAAGAUAUUCAAUGGCAAAACGGGCGUAAUUCAAAAUGUGAUAGAAGGUAUAAAGGAAGAAUCAUACCAAUAUGUGAAAGAAAGAUCAAGAUUUAAAGCUAUUUCACGAGAACAAUGGUGGGAUUUCAAUUUUAUUGCAUAA